Molecule: messenger RNA, 2841 nt
Organism: Anas platyrhynchos (mallard)
Lineage: Eukaryota; Metazoa; Chordata; Aves; Anseriformes; Anatidae
Gene: GAREM2
Product: GRB2 associated regulator of MAPK1 subtype 2
Source: RefSeq, a predicted model, not a curated record
GGGGGCGAUGCGGGGGCCAUGGAGCAGCUGGCGGCGGGGCUGGCCCGGCUCCGCUGGAGCCCCUCGGCGCUGCCCCUCGAUGCCAUCGUCAGCAAGUGCCGGCUGCCCACGCUCGUCUGCCUGGGGCAGGGGGAGUCGGUGGAGGGGGUGAGCGCCCAGGACGUGCUCCUGAUCCACUCCUGCCGCCAGUGGACGACGGUGACGGCCCACAGCCUGGAGGAAGGGCACUACGUCAUCGGCCCCAAAAUCGACAUCCCCCUGCAGUACCCAGGGAAGUUCAAGCUGCUGGACCAGGACCGGGACAUCCGCGAGCCCGUGCAAUAUUUCAACAGCGUGGAGGAGGUGGCCAGCAUCUUCCCCGACCGCGUCUUCGUCAUGGAGGCCAUCACCUUCAGCGUGAAGGUGGUGUCGGGGGAGUUCAGCGAGGACAGCGAGGUGUACAACUUCACGCUGCACGCCGGGGACGAGCUGACCCUGAUGGGCCAAGCCGAGAUCCUGUGCGCCAAGACGGUGAAGGAGAAGUCGCGCUUCACCACCCUGCUGCGGAAACUGGGCAAGGCGGCGGCGGCGGCGCCGUCGUCGUCAUUGUCAUCGUCGUCGUCAUCGUCGGGGGGGGCCAAGCAGGUGAAGGGCAAAAUGCCCUGCCUGAUCUGCGUCAACCACCGCACCAACGAGAGCCUCAGCCUGCCCUUCCAGUGCAAGGGCCGCUUCAGCACCCGCAGCCCCCUGGAGCUGCGGCUGCAGGAGGGCGAGCACACCAUCCGCAGCAUCAUCGAGAAGGUGCGGCUCCCCGUCAACGUGGCCGUGCCCAGCCGCCCGGCCCGCAACCCCUACGACCUGCACGCCAUCCGCGAGGGGCACUGCUACAAGCUGGUCAGCAUCAUCUCCAAGACGGUGGUGCUGUGCUGCAUCCUCCGCCGGGACCAGUUGGUGCCUUUCCAUUUCCUCCUCUUGGCCGACAUGCCGCGUUUCCAGCUCCCCGAGGGGCUCCUCGGGGGGGACCCCCAGCUGGAGAAGCUGCUGCGGGACAGCGCCGCGUACUGCCACGAGCGCUUCAACCCCGACGAGUACUCGCGGGCGGUGCGCGAGGCCAAGCCCGAUUUUUCGGAGGAGUGCGCCAGCCCCCGGCGCUUGCGGCUCUGCCUGCCGAGCUGCGCCCGCGAGGAGCUCAGCCAGCCCCUGCAGCGCCUCUCGCUCUGCUUCUACGGUGGGGCACCCCGCGCCCCCCAGGAUGUGGCCACCCGCUGCCAGGACCCCACACCGGGGGUUGGUACGGGGACGCCGCGCCAGCAGCCCGAUUUCGCCGACCCCGAGAGGGAGUACAUGACGCCCGACUGGGCCGAGCCCGAAUUCAGGACUCAGGAGCCGCUGGAGAUCCCCUACGAGGAGCUCUGGAGCAACCAGGGCUUGGAGAGCUUCCCCUCGGCCGGUGGCACGGGGCGCCCCGACCUCGUCGCCGCCUUUGGGGCCGCGUCCCCGUUGGGCUCCCCGCGCCGCCCCGGUGUGCCCAGGGAGGAGCCCCUGGGGGAUGCGCCACCCCCGGUGCCACCCAAAUCGGAGGCGGUGAAGGAGGAGUGCCGGCUGCUGAACGCACCCCCCGUGCCACCCCGGGGCGGCCGCCCCCCAGCCCCCCGCAGCCCCCCAGCCCCCCUGCGCUUCCCAAAGCUGGCUCCUGCUCCCUCGCCCAGCCCCAGCCUCUCCUACUACUCCUCGGGGCUCCACGACGGGUCGGUCCCGCGGAGUGGCAGUGGCUCACCCUCACCUGACGCCUACUCCCUGUACUGCUACCCCUGCGCCUGGGGCGACUGCAAAGCCGGGGACCCCCCCGGCCGCCCGCUGCCCCCCGCCACCCAGCCCGGCCCCAGCGCUUGGUCGGACCCCUGGGCCUACGCCGAGGCAGGGGCUGGGGGGGGCAGCGGCCGCUCCACCCCGCUACCAGCAGCCGAGCCCCCCCUGAAACCCUUCCGCAGCUGCCCCCGCCUCAAGCCCCCGCACCCCCAAAAACGCUUCGCACCCUUCGGGGCGCUCAACCCCUUCGCUGGCCCGGCCGAGUGGCCGGAGAGCCCGGAGUGGCCCAAGCCUCCUUCGGCUCCAUCUGCUCCCUCUUCCUCCUCCUCACCCGAACCCUUCGCCCCCUUCGAGGGCUGGAUCCUGCAGGCCCCCCCCCGGCCCCCCAAAGGUUUUGAGGGGGACAGCAUCGUCAUCCGCGGGGCGGCCCCGCUGUCACCCGCCGUCCUGCGUGGGGCCGAAGGCGGCGUCGCCCGGCUCUACCUGGCGCAGGGCGUCAUCGAGGUGCCACCGGCGGCUGCGCGGGGCGAAGGGGGGGCCCCGCCGGCUGCCCCCCGUCCCAGCGGGGACGGCUCGCCCUGGCUGCCCCCCGCCGACCUCUCGGCCUUGUCGGUGGAGGAGGUGUCCAAGUGCCUGCGCUUCAUCGGCCUCUCCGAGGACGUCGUCAGCUUCUUCGCCCGGGAGCGCAUCGACGGCAGCAUCUUCGUGCAGCUGAGCGAGGAGAUCCUGGCCGACGAUUUCCGCCUCACCAAGCUCCAGGUGAAGAAAAUCAUGCAGUUCAUCAAGGGCUGGCGCCCCAAAAUCUAGCCGGGUGAUGGGGGCACCCCCCCAAAGCCCCAGCCACGCAGUGCCUCUCCCCGCUUACGGCUGCGGGGUUCCCUCCUCCUCCCCAGGAGCUCAGCCCCGCUGCCGGGGGCUCCCCCCCCCCCCCUUUCUGUUUUAACACUGGACAGUAAUUUUGGCCUCACCAGGCUGGAAAAUGUCGGAGUUUGCAUUGACUGCUUUAACUUAAUCCUUGUGGAUUAGUGUAAUAAACAGACGGGAGAGAACAAG